AACUUAUUUCUCAUAAUAAAGUUAAUCAGUAAACUGUGCGACCUCUGCCCUACUGUUUCCUUCGCUGGUCUGAGAGGAAGUUUUACUUAUCAUUUGGGAUUAGAGGUUUGGAAGUUAAGAAAGCAGAAGAAAAACCAUAUUACAAAAUUUUCAGGAACUCUACUUAAAUUGUCAAACUGGUGUGCUCUUAAAAGACCUAUCUUCUCCUUCCUGGUGUCCUCAAGAUGUAUUAGACUACAGCUGUCAUCUUGCCCCAAUCAGCAUAGGUAUACAUCCGGAUCCAAUGAUUUCUACAGCGAAAGAUACUGACGUGUCAUCCUACUCACAGUACAACACUAUGCAUUUUUGCCCAAUGCAGCCUCCAAUCACUUUACCACCUUAUUAUUCAAGUUUUAGUCUUCAUCCUCAACAAUCUGAAGAAUGGCACUCCCCUGUAAUGUAUGAACUUGAAAAAAUGCCAUCUAAUAACUUACAAACCAAGGAGACAGAUCUGGUAGACUUUCCUGUAGCCAAGAAAUCUCGGAUGGGUCUACUCUCUGGAAGAACAAAAGAUAAAGAGCUGUGUGUUGUCUGUGGUGACAAGGCCUCUGGAUAUCAUUAUAAUGCCCUGACUUGUGAAGGCUGCAAAGGUUUCUUCAGAAGGAGUAUCACUAAAAGUGCUCAAUACAAGUGUAAAAAUGGAGGAAACUGUGAGAUGGACAUGUAUAUGAGGAGAAAGUGUCAGAACUGCCGUCUACAAAAGUGCAAAGCAGUAGGAAUGCUGGCAGAAUGUUUGUUAACUGAAAUCCAAUGCAAGUCAAAACGACUAAGAAAAAACACGCCACAGCCCCCAGAGAACACUAUUAGUGAAGAUCCUGAGAGAUUUGACCUGAAGCAAGUGUCAUCUACAACUAAAUUGUGUAAGGAGAAAGUAAAAUUAAGCUCGGAACAACAGAAUCUUCUUCGUUAUAUAAUGGAUUCCUAUAAUAAACAGCGGAUACCUCCUGAAGUUACCAAAAAACUUUUACAAGAGGACUUCAGUGCAGAAGAAAAUUUUCUUGUUUUAACAGAAAUGGCCACUAGCCAUGUUAAAAUGCUUGUGGAGUUCACUAAAAGAUUACCAGGUUUUCAAAUCCUGGAUCAUGAAGAUCAAAUUGCUUUGUUGAAAGGUUCAGCAGUAGAAGCCAUGUUCCUUAGAUCAGCUGAAAUCUUUAACAGGAAACUUCCUAGAGGACAUGCUGAUCUCUUAGAAGAACGAAUUCGCAACAGUGGUAUCUCAGAUGAAUACAUAACGCCUAUGUUCCAUUUCUAUAAAAGUAUUGGGGAACUCAAGAUGACACAAGAAGAAUAUGCUCUGCUUACAGCAAUCGUUAUCUUAUCACCAGAUCGGCAAUACAUAAAGGAUAGAGACUCUGUUGAACGGCUUCAAGAGCCUCUCCUUGAAGUUCUGCAAACAUUCUGCAAGCUUCAUCACAUGGAUAGUCCUCAACAUUUUGCUUGUCUCCUUGGUCGCCUUACAGAAUUACGGACUUUUAACCACCAUCAUGCAGAUAUGUUGAUGUCAUGGAGAGUUAACAAUCACAAAUUCACACCUCUUCUUUGCGAAAUAUGGGAUGUGCAGUGACAAGGCUGGUUUUUACUGGAUCGUAAAUAAGUUAGCUGGGACAACAAACUUGAAUCCAUAACAUCAGUGUAUUCAUUCAGUGUUUUUGAAUUGUAAAUAUUUUCUUAAA
Molecule: messenger RNA, 1712 nt
Organism: Thamnophis sirtalis
Lineage: Eukaryota; Metazoa; Chordata; Lepidosauria; Squamata; Natricidae
Source: RefSeq, a predicted model, not a curated record